Rhinolophus ferrumequinum (greater horseshoe bat) is the source of this 999-nucleotide messenger RNA. Its product is annotated as olfactory receptor 4A15-like. Gene Ontology annotation, cellular component: membrane. NCBI's taxonomy places the organism in Eukaryota, Metazoa, Chordata, Mammalia, Chiroptera, Rhinolophidae. Gene Ontology annotation, molecular function: olfactory receptor activity; G protein-coupled receptor activity. The record is from RefSeq and is a predicted model, not a curated record. Gene Ontology annotation, biological process: G protein-coupled receptor signaling pathway.
GUUUGCAGCCUCUGACACCUGACUGCCACACCUUCAAAAGAGCACAUGGAAAAUAGGAAAAAUGUGACUGAAUUUAUCCUCCUGGGGCUCACACAAAGUCUUGAGGGACAAAGAGUUCUCUUUGUGACAUUCUUACUCAUCUACAUUGUGACGCUAGUGGGCAAUCUGCUUAUCAUGGUGACCAUCAUGGCCAGCCAGUCCCUGGGGUCCCCCAUGUACUUUUUUCUGGCUUAUUUAUCAUUUAUAGAUAUUGUCUAUUCUACCUCCAUUGCUCCCAAAAUGAUUGUAGAUAUGCUGUACGAGAAAAAAACUAUUUCCUUCCAUGCUUGUAUGACUCAAGUCUUUAUAGAACAUUUCUUUGCUGGUGCUGAAGUCUUUCUUCUGGUGGCGAUGGCCUAUGACUGACAUGUGGCCAUCUGUAAGCCUCUUCAUUAUUUGACCAUCAGGAAUCGGUGGGUAUGUGUUCUCGUGCUGCUCAUGGCCUCGACUGGAGGCUUUCUUCACUCGUUGGUUCAAUUUCUCUUUAUUUAUCAGCUUCCUUUCUGUGGCCCCAAUGUCAUUGACAACUUCAUAUGUGAUAUGUACCCCUUAGUGAAACUUGCUUGUACCAAUACCACCUACCUCAAUGGACUUUUUCUGAUCGCUAAUGGAGGGGCAAUUUGCACUGUCUUCUUCAUUCAGCUGGCUUCCUAUGGGGUCAUAUUACACUCCCUUAAGACUCAUGGUUUGGAAGGGAAAUGCAAAGCUUUCUACACCUGUGCGUCCCAUAUAAUGGUGGCCAUUUUAUUCUUUGUUCCAUGUAUCCUUCUGCGUGCAAAGCCCAAUUCUACCUUUCCCAUUGAUAAAUUCAUGACUGUGGUUUUAAGUUUCAUAACUCCCUUUUUAAAUCCCUUAAUCUACACCCUGAGGAAUGCAGAAAUGAAAAAUGCUAUGAGGAAACUUUGGAGUAAAUAUGUGGCCUUUGUUGGAAGAGGGCUGUAUUCCUCAUGCAGAACAUGA